AUUCACCUGAAGAAGAAGAAGAAGUUAAACAGUGCUCUUGUUUUUUGACAACAAACUCGAAUUAUUUGACAAAUUCUGGAGAAGAACGGAUAAUUAGGCGAUGGAAACGCAGCCUGAGGUGCCCGAGGUGCCGCUGCGUCCGUUCAAAUUGGCGCAUCAGGUUGUGAGUCUCACGGGCAUCAGUUUCGAGCGGAAGAGCAUUAUCGGCGUGGUCGAGCUAACCAUCGUGCCAAACAGCGAAAACCUGCGACUCAUCCGCUUAAAUGCCAAGCAGCUGAGGAUCUACAGCGUCGUUUUGAACGAUGUCUGCCAGGCGGAGUUCGUAUACUUUGAUCCCUUCCAGGACAUCACGCACAAGGAACCUAAGAGCCGCGUGCUGGAGACAUACUCUAAGCACCAUCUGGCCGCCGCCCAGAUCACCGAUCCGGAUGCGAACAACGGCGAGCUGUUGAUCCAGGUGCCGCCAGAGGGCUACUCCAUGAUCCAGGAGGGUCAGGGUCUGCGCAUUCGCAUCGAGUUCUCGCUGGAGAAUCCCAAGAGUGGCGUCCAUUUCGUCAUACCACCCACGGCCACGGACGAGGAGACCCAGAUGAACUGCUCGCAUAUGUUCACCAACUGCUAUGAGAACUCCACACGUUUGUGGUUUCCCUGCGUGGACAGCUUUGCGGAUCCCUGCACUUGGAGGCUGGAGUUCACCGUGGACAAGAAUCUGACGGCUGUGUCGUGUGGAGAACUCAUGGAGGUCAUUAUGACCCCAGAUCUUCGGAAAAAAACCUUCCACUAUACGGUUACCACUCCCGUGUGUGCUCCGAAUAUCGCCCUGGCUGUUGGUCAGUUCGAGAUCUAUGUGGAUCCCCAUAUGCACGAGGUGACCCACUUCUGCCUGCCCGGAAUGCUGCCGCUGCUGAAGAACACGGUUCGAUACCUCCACGAGGCCUUUGAGUUCUUCGAGGAGACCUUAUCCACGCGCUACCCGUUCUCCUGCUACAAACAGGUGUUUGUAGACGAGUUGGACACGGACAUCAGUGCCUAUGCCACCAUGAGCAUCGCUUCGGUGAAUCUGCUGCACUCCAUAGCAAUCAUCGAUCAAACCUAUAUAUCUCGAACCUUUAUGUCGCGCGCUGUGGCUGAGCAAUUCUUCGGGUGCUUUAUAACAUCACACCACUGGUCGGACACCUGGCUGGCCAAGGGCAUCGCUGAGUACCUGUGCGGGCUCUAUUCGAGAAAGUGCUUCGGAAACAACGAAUACCGUGCUUGGGUGCAAUCAGAACUGGCUCGAGUGGUACGCUAUGAGGAGCAGUACGGCGGGAUUAUACUCGAUUGCAGCCAGCCUCCAGCUCCUUUACCUGUUUCGGGCACAAAUCCAUCUGCUGCUGCCAGCAAGCAGCAGGAAAUUGUCCACUAUUUCCCCAUCAAGAGUUUGCACACUGUGUCGCCGAAAUAUGUGGAGGCGAUGCGCAGGAAGGCGCAUUUGGUUAUUCGGAUGCUAGAGCACCGCAUCGGCCAGGAGUUGCUCAUUCAGGUGUUUAACAAACAACUGGCUUUGGCCACCAACGCGGCGUCGAUGAAAAUUGGUUCUGGACUCUGGUCUCAGCUGCUCAUCUCCACCAACAUCUUCAUUAAGGCAAUCUUCACGGUGACCGGCAAGGAUAUGUCUGUUUUCAUGGACCAGUGGGUGCGCACUGGAGGUCAUGCGAAGUUCUCCCUCACAUCUGUUUUUAAUCGCAAGAGAAACACCAUCGAGCUGGAAAUCCGCCAGGAUUUUGUUAAUCAGCGAGGAGUCCGAAAGUAUAAUGGCCCUUUGCUGGUGCAGCUGCAGGAGUUGGACGGAACUUUUAAGCACACACUGCAGAUUGAGAACACCCUAGUAAAGUCGGAUAUUACCUGUCACUCGAAGAGCAGGCGUAACAAAAAAAAGAAGAUCCCCUUGUGCACCGGCGAGGAGGUGGAUAUGGAUCUAUCAGCCAUGGACGAUUCACCUGUGCUGUGGAUCCGCCUCGACCCGGAGAUGAUUUUGCUGCGUGAUCUGAUCAUCGAGCAGCCUGACUUCCAGUGGCAGUAUCAGCUGCGGCACGAGCGGGAUGUAACCGCGCAAUUUCAAGCUAUCCAGGCUCUCCAGAAAUAUCCAACGAAUGCCACUAGGCUUGCUUUAACGGACACCAUCGAGAGCGAGCGUUGUUUCUACCAAGUGCGCUGCGAGGCGGCCCACAGCCUUACCAAAGUGGCUAACCAGAUGGUGGCCUCCUGGAGCGGCCCACCCGCCAUGCUAAAUAUAUUUAGGAAAUUCUUUGGUUCCUUUAGUGCUCCGCACAUCAUCAAGCUAAACAACUUCUCCAACUUCCAGUUGUACUUCCUGCAGAAGGCUAUUCCUGUGGCAAUGGCAGGUCUGCGCACAUCCCACGGCAUAUGUCCACCGGAAGUGAUGCGUUUCCUCUUCGAUCUCUUUAAGUACAAUGAGAAUUCGCGUAACCAUUACACGGAUGCAUACUACAGAGCGGCUUUGGUGGAAGCUCUGGGCGAAACCCUAACACCAGUGGUUUCCGUUGCCAUCCAUGGCACACAGAUCACCACGGACAGUCUCUCGACAGACGCAAAAUUAGUGUUGGACGAAGUUACUCGUCUUCUGAAUAUGGAGAAACACCUGCCCUCGUACAAGUACAUGGUGUCCGUAUCCUGCCUGAAGGUCAUCCGUAAGCUACAGAAGUUCGGUCACUUGCCCUCACUGCCUCACAUUUACCGCAGCUAUGCGGAGUAUGGAAUCUAUUUGGAUCUUCGCAUUGCUGCCAUGGAGUGCCUUGUGGAUUUCGUGAAGGUGGAUGGACGUAGCGAGGAUCUAGAACAUUUGAUCACGCUGCUGGAAACGGAUCCCGAUCCAGCUGCUCGCCAUGCGUUGGCCCAACUUUUGAUCAACAAUCCUCCCUUCACGCGCGAAUCUCGCAGCCGCCUGGAUAAACCCAAUCUGGUAGAUCGUCUGUGGUUCAGCAUCAACACGCUAGCCUAUGACACCAAGCUGCGAUGCGAUACCGUGGACUUGUACUACGCACUGUACGGAAGCAAGCGACCUAAUUGCUUGCAGGCCGGCGAAAACCAGAGCUUCUACAAGGACCUGAUGAAGGAUAAUGGUGGCACUGCAAGCAGUGUGACAGGAAGCUUCAAGAAGACCAGUGAUUCUAAGCCGGCUCCUCAACCACUAAUGGAUAGUUUAUCCAAUGAGCCGCAGGAGCGGCACAAGCCCGCCAUGGUGACUAUCAAGAGAACAGCAACGGAAGCCUUCGAGGUGGGCGAUGAGAUUAUCAAGCUGGAGCGCAGCGAGGAGAUCACCGUGCUAGAUGAACCAGUAAACGUUCAGGCCUACGAUAGUGAGACCAAAGUGAAUAUCCUGCCGACCGAUGACGAUGCACCCGAAUCGCAUCAGGUAUCCAAGCGCCUUAAGACGGAAAUAUAUGCCGAGGAUGACAACUCCUCCGUAAUGCUAGACGUGGGCGACUCCACCAGAUAUGAGAGCAGCUAUGAGGAGGGCAAGCUCAAGACUGGCGAUGGUCUGCUCAAGAAGAAAAAGAAGAAGGACAAGAAGAAGCACAAGCACAAACACAAGCAUAAGCACAACAAGGACAAGGAUAAGGAUCGCGAGCGCAAGGAUAAGGACAAGCGUGAUCCGCAGAUAUCGCGCCUGCAGGCCCGAGAGACUGCCACUCCGGACACGCUUAGCUCGGCGGAUAGUAGCAACAGCAACAGCCUGCCGCCCAUGAACCUUAACUAAGUGAGGGUUCCAAUCGGGUGGGAAUAUCAGUUGCAACAUGUGCAAAAUAAAGGUAAAAUUAGUUCUAACAGGAAA
Drosophila biarmipes is the source of this 3835-nucleotide messenger RNA. RefSeq names its product transcription initiation factor TFIID subunit 2 (gene Taf2). Gene Ontology annotation, biological process: transcription initiation at RNA polymerase II promoter. The record is from RefSeq and is a predicted model, not a curated record. Lineage: Eukaryota; Metazoa; Arthropoda; Insecta; Diptera; Drosophilidae. Gene Ontology annotation, cellular component: transcription factor TFIID complex. Gene Ontology annotation, molecular function: zinc ion binding; metallopeptidase activity; chromatin binding. The transcript is spliced from 5 exons. Bases 101 to 3760 code for a protein of 1219 amino acids.